CAUUUCGAUGUUUCACUGAAAAAAUUGUGUGUGCUGGGUGCCUAGAAUCCUAUUUGAACGUUGUUCGAUGAUUUCUAGUCCGGAAUUGUUAUUCAAAGCCUGGGAUUCAGGACGAUGGACUACAGAUCGAUGAAUGAAUCUUGCCAAUGUCCACGGUGUCGCUGUGAAAUUCGGUUGCCCAGUCAGCCGAUGCCCUGCCCAGAGAAAUGCUCCCCGGAAAAAUAUAUGAUGUGUGGUUCGGAGCAACGUCCUCGCUGGCAGAAGAGACCAGGUCCUCAGGAAGUUUUUCAGAAUUUUUCCCAAAGAAAUUCUCAAACACUUUCUCAGGAAUCUGCUCAGAAUUGGAGUUUCCAGCCGCCUCCAAACUGUUUCUGUGGGCAGCAAACCUCUAUGCGAGCUCAGCCAGACUAUUCUCAGCAAUUUUCCCAAGAAUAUUCCCAGCAAUUUUUACCCAAUCUUACGCAGCAGUGUUCCCAGCAAGCUCCUUGUAUAUCUUGUUGUGGCCAACAGAAACAUCAGAACUGCUGUCAGUCGCCUUGUGCAAACUGGAUGAGACCAUGUUGUCGCAUUACCCACGAAAUCGGCGUUCAAACGGACGAGAUGGAGUGCGAGAUCAAGCCGGAGUACAUCGCAAUCACCGACAUCACCACCAAGGAGUUGGAGGUGAAGCACCGCACUGGAAAGACGGAGACGAUCAUCGAAAGGGUUCAGUCGGUCACCCAUUUCCCAGUGACGGACACUCAGUUCCUUGGGGAGAAUGGACAAAUCGACAAGGCCAUGGAAGAUGAUGUAGUUCCCAAUCGAGCCAUGAGGAACUCCGAGCUGGAGCCCAUGCUGGACUCAAUAAGGGCGAAGGUCCCAAAAUCUGAACAUAAUAGUGGAAAGGAGCAGCUCGUCUACCAAGAGUAUGCCAAGAGCGAGCGCGACUUUAAUGACCCCAAAGCGAAAGUAGAAAAGACCAUCGUCAAGUUAAAAACUCCGUUGGACUCGCCCGAAUCCCUAUCGAAAUCCAGGUCGCCCAGCAAUAUAUCAUCUCCAUCCCGAGUGCCCAGCGAGGACGACUUUGAUGAUCCUAAGGCGACGGUAGAGAAGACCAUCAUCAAGGAUAAAAGUCCGUUGGACUCGCCCGAACCUCCUUCCCGAAUGCCCAACGAGGAUAAAGCCCACCCAUCACUACCAAGAGUCAUUUCCUCAAUUUCGGCGGAAGACCCAUCAGUUGUCAAGGAUGAAGAUGGCAGUACGGACAGCAAUUCGACAGAUAUCGAUGUAAAUGACCACAAGGAAUCAAUAGAGAAGGAGAAGAAAGUUGUGCACUCCGAAUCUGACAACGUGAGUACCGUGCACGUGAAAGUCACAAAUAGAAAGGAGGCAUCCGUAAAGAGUCAUCCUGACCGGGAGCCCACGAAAACAGCGAUCUUCGAGAGCAGCGUGUCCCAGGUGCUGGUAAAGAAACAUGAGAAGAAGCCGGAAGAGAAAAAACCGAAGCGCCCACCACCCAAAGUGGAACUGAAGCUAGGCUAUCCACCAAACGACUUGGUCUGUAGAUACGCCGAUCCUCCAGCAUGCAGACCCACCUGCGGCAGCACCAGAUGUCCUUGUCCGCCGUCCAUCUCCUGCAACCAAUGUCCUCCCUGUCCGCCCAGCACAAGACAAUGCGAUCCCAUCUACGGUUUUGGCAGCAUGUGUGUCGGAUACUACUGUCUUUAAAACAGUUCCAAAUAGUACGAGCGCCCAACAAUAAAACAACAUAUUUUAA
Messenger RNA from Drosophila erecta, 1756 nucleotides. RefSeq lists its product as uncharacterized. The transcript is spliced from 2 exons. Bases 115 to 1707 code for a protein of 530 amino acids. NCBI's taxonomy places the organism in Eukaryota, Metazoa, Arthropoda, Insecta, Diptera, Drosophilidae. The record is from RefSeq and is a predicted model, not a curated record.